Messenger RNA from Gasterosteus aculeatus aculeatus (three-spined stickleback), 1268 nucleotides. RefSeq names its product SH3 domain binding glutamate-rich protein like 2 (gene sh3bgrl2). The record is from RefSeq and is a predicted model, not a curated record. NCBI's taxonomy places the organism in Eukaryota, Metazoa, Chordata, Actinopteri, Perciformes, Gasterosteidae. Gene Ontology annotation, cellular component: cytoplasm.
GAUUUAAAGUCCCAUUUCGCGUGAGUGGUUGAGCGCCACAGCCAGCAGAAGCGCGUGCUGUGUUAUUAUUAUGGCUCAGUUUAAAGAUAGGAGACGCUUGUCGUCUCUCUUCUAAGACUCUGUCGCUUGUAGACUUUCAGUUAUUUAUUUUUUGUUAAUCUCGUUUCCUCCAGUCAGUUUGUUUGUCGACUAAUAAUAACCGGGAUUAAAAUGGUCAUCAAGGUUUACAUCGCCUCUUCAACCGGCUCGGUCGCGGUGAAAAAGCAUCAGCAAGCAGUGGUGGGCUUCUUGGAGUCCAAUCGGAUCCGUUUCCAGGAAGUAGACAUCACCAUGCUGGAGGAGCAGAGGCUGUGGAUGUUCCGCAACAUCCCCACGGACAAGCGGCCGGAGAAAGGCAACCCGCUGCCUCCGCAGAUAUUCAACGACGAUCUCUACUGUGGGGACUAUGAAGACUUCUUCCAGUCAAAGGAGGAUAACACUGUAUUUGCCUUCCUCGGGCUUAGUUCCAAACCCUCAGUGAAAGAUUCUGAGUCAUAACAUGAAACCUCAGCUACAAGAUGUUCUGUGAUUCUUUAAAAUCUGAAGAUGAAAACCACAUUGCUUCCUGUGUUGCAUCACCUCUUCUCCCGCGUUCCUCCUCCUGCUAAUAUGCCAACAUGUUGCCAAACAUCAACGGCCACGGAUUUCACCCUGCGUGACUUCUCCUGACUCUCUUUAAACACAUCUUUCAAUUUCCAAGAAAUUCCCAAUUCCCGAGAUGGACCUAAUCACAGGAGAAGGUGAUUAACUUCGGGACGGACGUAUUAGUGUUCCCUUUUUAUACAUUGUGACAGCAAAUCCCGGCGGUAGCAUAAGUUCCGUGCAACUUAGGUGGAGCAGUUUUCUGUAGGUCGAUGCAUAAUUGGGGAAAUAACUAAAAACUAGCACCUGUCACCUGAACACACACCUGUGAUCUUUACUGUGUGCGUAUAUUUGCCUUAGUAUGUAUCUCAGUAACCGUUUAAUGAAGCGGUUGCAUUAAGUAAGUGCAACCUGAAAUAACUGUAUGAUGCUUUCCAAGAGGAGACUGUGGCGCUACCGUUUAACCACCUAAGCAGAUGCUAUGAAUCCUAAAACGUAUGAGGGAUGGACCUGAUAUGUAGUCCCCAAACAAAGCUUGCACUUGAAUUAUUCCACUGCCAAUCUAGUUUGAUUUAAGGACAGGGUUUCAGUUAUAUGCUUUUUUUUUAAUCCUAUUUCCUAUAAAUCCAAUAAAAGAUUGACAUCAA